GGCUCAAAUAGCAGGCUCAGCGCGGAACUUUUGAACGUUUUGAAGAAGUUUCCCGCGUUCUUCGGAGACACAAAUUUUCUUCUGAAAAGAAUAAUCGUUUAACCAACAGGGAUGAAACUAGACAGAUUACUCGGCUGAUGCUUAUCCGUCGUAUUAUAAGCCAAAUUUUUAAAGAAAGUUUAGAAAUACAAGGCUUAUCGAAGUGUGAAAAUGGCGGUCAACGCUGGCCCUCCACUGGUUUCUCGCCCAAAUAGUAAUGACUACUUCGAUCUAGACGAUGUUCUCGCGACUCAAGAACGCAUUCCUUGUAAGCUAGAAGUACAGAUCUACAAUCUUGGAUUUCUGGAUCCCAGUUCAGAGGGAGACCACCUCCAUUCAGGCAGCAAGUUGGAACUACCUUUGUGGCUCGCCAGAGAGCUGUGUUCUCGACGAAGGAAAAUUGUAUCUGUCGAGAUCCCCAAAGGUUAUAAAGAAAGCUACAGGGAAAUUCUCAAAGCGGACGCUAAUGUUGUUGAUUUACAUAGACUUGGGCCGUAUUUCUAUGAGAUCGGUACAAAGUUGAUGCACUUUGAAUAUGACGAAAAUCCACAGAUUGUCAAAGCCAUACAAGAAACAUUUAUCAAAAGAUUCCGAAAAAUCAUGGACUCGUCACAAAACGCUCCCAAUGAAGACUCAACGUCCUUGACAAGCAAGUUGGACCACCUUGAACGGCAACUCUUUGAAAAAGGCAAGAAAGGUAUCAAGGAAUUUCUGCAAUGGGAGGCGGGGCAGAUGUCAAAACUUACCACAUCAGACACUGUAAUAAAUCACAGAAAAAGAAAACGUUCUGCUUUGGACUAGACUAUAGUUUGCUCUUAACUAGGUAACAAUAAUCUCUGCACUAGGUAAUGGUCUGCUCUGGACUAGGUCCUGUCAGACUAUUAGCCACAUAAUUGAGUUUUCCACAAUAAAACAACAUUUAUUACCUCCUAGCAGGGAAAUGGUUUUAUGAAAUAACAACAUUGCCUGCACUGACUUGCCAUACAGAACAUGUAACCUGGAAAAUGCUUGAAAUUGGGGCUCUCUUUUUACACCAACUUAAUGUGCAUAAUGAUAAGUAUUUGACUUUGGGAUUCUUUUUUUUUUUGUAAAAAAACAUUAAUGCAUUAAUUCACAAUAUAGACUAGGUUUUUCUUCCCCCAAAAUAACUGUGUGCUAGGAUCUCGAGGGCACAAGCCACUGUGGCUAAUUUUAGGUGAAAGAUCGUGAUUUUAAAUAAAAGAGUAUAGAAAACAGGAAUUCGCCACUGUGGCGAACGUAAUUAGCAAUAGAAUUCACCACAUGGGGAAGGAAUUGGCAUUUUGCGAAGUGGCAAACGUUAGCGCGCACAAGCAUAGAACCAAAAGUGAUUAUAUUCGAAACUCAGGCAGCAUCUAAAAAUAAAUACCUAACACAAUUA
This is a messenger RNA of Nematostella vectensis (starlet sea anemone), 1438 nucleotides long. RefSeq names its product DNA replication complex GINS protein PSF3. The record is from RefSeq and is a predicted model, not a curated record. The transcript is spliced from 2 exons. The coding region runs from base 211 to 840 and encodes 209 amino acids. Gene Ontology annotation, cellular component: GINS complex. Lineage: Eukaryota; Metazoa; Cnidaria; Anthozoa; Actiniaria; Edwardsiidae. Gene Ontology annotation, biological process: mitotic DNA replication initiation.